UUCCGGGAAGAUGGCGGCGCAUAGAACGGGCGACGCACGUGUUCGCGCGGAGAGGGCCCCGCGGUGACGGUAAAUGGCUACUGCGCCCCGAACGGAGUCAGUCGGAGCCUGGGCUCAGGAGUGAAGGGAUGAUAAUGGCCUCUUCUCUGGUGAGGGCCUGAGGAUAGUGACUCUUCUCUCACCAUGAGUGCCACCCCAGAGAUCAAGAGUCGUGGGAUGAAGUUUGCUGAGGAACAGCUGCUAAAGCAUGGAUGGACGCAAGGUCAUCCCUGGGGGGCCCCUUCCACGUCCCCCCAACUCCCUGCCCACCUUGUGGCCAGGCAAAGGCUUGGGCCGGAAUGAGAAUGGCAUCACCCAGGCCCUAAGGGUGACACUGAAGCAGGACACUCAUGGGGUGGGACAUGACCCUGCCAAGGAGUUCACGGACCACUGGUGGGAUGACCUUUUCAACAGGACUGCAGCCAGCUUGGUUGUGGAGGCUGGGCAGGAUGGAGUACGGAUAAAGCGUCUUUCAAAGGAAACAGGCCGUCAUAAUCAUCCCAAGCCCAACUUGCUGUAUCAGAAGUUUGUGAAGACAGCCACACUGACUUCAGGUGGGGAGAAGCCAGACAAGGACUUGGAGAGCCACAGUGAUGAUGACAACCAGGAGCCCAAGCCUCCAAAGAUCCUGACUGAUGAGAUGCUGCUCCAAGCCUGUGAGGGGCGCACAGCCCACAGGGCUGCUCGUCAUGGAAUCACGAUGAAGGCUAAGCUUGCUCGGUUGGAGGCCCAGGAACAGGCCUUCCUGGCUCGUCUUAAAAGCCAGGACCCUGGGACCCCUCAACUGCAGUCUGAGAGUAAGCCUCUCAAAAAGAAGAAAAAGAAAAGGAAGCAGAAAGAGGAGAAAGCGGUCACAGCAACCACCAGAAGUGCAGAAGAGGAGUGCCCAGAAGAGGCUGGCCAGGCCAGAAGCAGGAAGAAGAAAAGACGGCAACAAGAAGCCCAAGAAGAAGCUGGGAUAGAUGAGAGGGAGGGAGCAACCGUUGGUAAUGUGGAUGCAGAGGUGGCAGAAAGGAGCGGGCCUGCAGAGUGGGAGAGCAGAGAGCAAGCUGAUGAGCCCUGCAGGAAAAGAAAGAGGAAGGGCUCGGGGAUCUCAGAUGGAGGGGCAGGCAGCCAGGAGGCCACAGCCAGCACAGGGACAGGGCAGGCAGAGAGGUGGUGGCAGCCGGAGGAGGGGGACUGGAACAGAGAGGAAGAUGAUGAAGGGGCUGCUGUGGGGGCCAGCAAAGCAGCACAUAAAGCACACCAAGAUGGGAAAAGCAGGAAAAUCAAGAAGAAAAGCCUGCAGCCCCAGGAGAAAGAGGAGGAAGUCAGGAAUGAAGGACAUGAGGAGGGCAGCAGGACUAGGGAGGCAGUGAGCAUAGUGCACACCAGCUCCAGCCACAGAGGUGAGAGGAGGUGGCAGGAAAGAGCUGGAGUCAGCCCUGACCAAAGACUGAGAAAGAAGAAACAGAAAAAGAAAACCUGAAGGUCAGGUCAAGGUGGGGCUCUUCGGAUUCCUUUUCAGGAGCUAAAGCCUCAGACCUGAAUCGACACAGGUCCCCUGCACCCUUGCAGUGAAGAGACCCUCCCAAGGAGGACGCUGAACUCUGGAACUCCAGCUGCUCAAAGUUGGGUGUGGACAUGGUAUUGUCUGCGGUUUCUAACCCUGACAUGGAAAACUCAGGAGCCUGGCAGUGGUAGGAUGCAGUGCUCUGGGGCUGUGGGGAUGAGCAGGCAGACGCCCUCUGGAGGGACAUCCUUGCUUAAGACAGCUGCAAACAGGGAUCCCUGAGUGGCGCAGCGGUUUGGCGCUUGCCUUUGGCCCAGGGCGCGAUCCUGGAGACCCGGGAUCGAAUCCCAUAUCGGGUUCCCGGUGCAUGGAGCCUGCUUCUCCCUCUGCCUGUGUCUCUGCCUCUCUCUCUCUCUCUGUGACUACCAUAAAUAAAUAAAUUUUAAAAAAAUUUAAAAAAAAAAAAGACAGCUGCAAACACAGCAAGUGUGAGAGAGAAUCCGGCCCACAGGCUGCCAGCCCCAGCACUGUAGUACACAAUUCAGCAUCAGCUCGGGUUCCCAGCCUGGGAACAUCCUGAAUACAACAAAUUAGUUUCCUCGAAUGCCUCCAGAGAAAUUACUUAUUAACCUUCCAUAGCAUCUGAAAGCCUAUUUUCAUUGCCCCC
Nyctereutes procyonoides (raccoon dog) is the source of this 2198-nucleotide messenger RNA. RefSeq names its product G patch domain-containing protein 4. The transcript has 8 exons. Gene Ontology annotation, biological process: regulation of ribosome biogenesis. The coding region runs from base 248 to 1507 and encodes 419 amino acids. Gene Ontology annotation, molecular function: nucleic acid binding. Gene Ontology annotation, cellular component: nucleolus. NCBI's taxonomy places the organism in Eukaryota, Metazoa, Chordata, Mammalia, Carnivora, Canidae. The record is from RefSeq and is a predicted model, not a curated record.